Molecule: messenger RNA, 2783 nt
Organism: Tupaia belangeri chinensis (Chinese tree shrew)
Lineage: Eukaryota; Metazoa; Chordata; Mammalia; Scandentia; Tupaiidae
Gene: HGS
Product: hepatocyte growth factor-regulated tyrosine kinase substrate
Exons: 22
Coding region: 1-2481 (826 amino acids)
Biological process (GO): endocytic recycling; receptor internalization
Cellular component (GO): early endosome
Molecular function (GO): phosphatidylinositol binding; ubiquitin binding; metal ion binding
Source: RefSeq, a predicted model, not a curated record
AUGUUUGAGAGCCAGUCCUGGCUCUGGUGCGAAACUGCACCCGGGGAGACGGUGGCCACAGUACCUGGCCGCCCGCAGGGGGAUGGGACAGCUAAGUCCGGGAGCCUGCGAAGGAGCACCCAGCACCAGAAGCUGGCUCACUCUUCCCGCCUGGGGCCGGAAGUUGCUUUCGGGCUUGUCAACAAAGCGACCAGCCAGCUUCUGCUGGAGACCGACUGGGAGUCCAUCCUGCAGAUCUGCGACCUGAUCCGCCAGGGGGACACCCAAGCAAAAUAUGCCGUGAAUUCCAUUAAGAAGAAGGUCAAUGACAAGAACCCUCACGUGGCCCUGUAUGCUCUGGAGGUCAUGGAGUCUGUGGUGAAGAACUGUGGCCAGACGGUCCAUGAUGAGGUGGCCAACAAACAGACCAUGGAGGAGCUGAAGGAGCUGCUGAAGCGGCAGGUGGAGGUGAGCGUGCGCAACAAGAUCCUGCACCUGAUCCAGGCCUGGGCGCACGCCUUUCGCAACGAGCCCAAGUACAAGGUGGUCCAGGACACCUACCAGAUCAUGAAGGUGGAGGGACAUGUCUUCCCGGAGUUCAAGGAGAGUGACGCCAUGUUUGCUGCGGAAAGAGCCCCCGACUGGGUGGAUGCCGAGGAAUGCCACCGGUGCAGGGUGCAGUUUGGGGUGGUAACUCGCAAGCACCACUGCCGGGCGUGCGGCCAGAUCUUCUGCGGCAAGUGCUCCUCCAAGUACUCUACCAUCCCCAAGUUCGGCAUCGAGAAGGAGGUGCGCGUGUGCGAGCCCUGCUAUGAGCAGCUCAACAAGAAAGCGGAGGGAAAGGCAGCCUCCACCGCUGAGCUGCCCCCAGAGUACCUGACCAGCCCUCUGUCGCAGCAGUCCCAGCUGCCCCCCAAGAGGGAUGAGACAGCCCUGCAGGAAGAGGAGGAGCUGCAGCUGGCCUUGGCACUGUCACAGUCGGAGGCCGAGGAGAAAGAGAGGCUGAGACAGAAGUCCUCCUACACGGGGUACCCCAAGGCAGAGCCUACGCCCGUGGCCUCGUCGGCGCCCCCUGCCAGUGGCCUGUACUCCUCACCCGUGAACUCGUCUGCACCUCUGGCUGAGGACAUCGACCCCGAGCUCGCUCGGUACCUGAACCGCAACUACUGGGAGAAGAAGCAGGAGGAAGCCCGGAAGAGCCCCACGCCAUCUGCACCUGUGCCCCUCUCAGAGUCAGCCGCCCAGCCCGGGGAGGGACUUGCAGCCCCCACCAGCAUGGUGGAGACCUCCCUCUCAGAGACGGACCCUCAGCCCGUCCCCCCCACCACUGGCCCCUUCAGCGAGCAACAGUACCAGAAUGGGGAGCCGGAGGAGAGCCACGAGCAGUUCCUGAAGGCGCUGCAGAACGCGGUCACCACCUUCGUCAACCGCAUGAAGAGCAACCAUCUGCGUGGCCGCAGCAUCACCAACGACUCGGCCGUGCUCUCGCUCUUCCAGUCCAUCGACGGCAUGCACCCGCGGCUUCUGGAGCUGCUCAACCAGCUGGAUGAGCGCAGGCUGUACUAUGAGGGGCUACAGGACAAGCUGGCGCAGAUCCGUGACGCCCGGGGGGCCCUGAGUGCACUGCGCGAAGAGCACCGGGAGAAGCUCCGCCGGGCGGCCGAGGAGGCUGAGCGCCAGCGCCAGAUCCAGCUGGCCCAGAAGUUGGAAAUCAUGCGGCAGAAGAAGCAGGAGUACCUGGAGGUGCAGCGGCAGCUGGCCAUCCAGCGCCUGCAGGAGCAGGAGAAGGAGCGGCAGAUGCGCCUGGAGCAGCAGAAGCAGACCGUGCAGAUGCGUGCCCAGAUGCCCGCCUUCCCCCUGCCCUACGCCCAGCUGCAGGCCGUGCCCGCUGCCGGGGGCGUGCUGUACCAGCCAUCUGGCCCAAGCACCUUCCCAGGCACCUUCAGCCCUGCAGGCUCUGUGGAGGGCUCCCCCAUGCAUGGCGUGUACAUGAGCCCGCCGGCCCCAGCUGCUGCCAGCCCCUACCCCAGCAUGCCCGGCACCACCGCAGAUCCCAGCAUGGUGAGCGCCUACAUGUACCCCUCGGGGGCCACCGGGCCACAGACCACCCCCCAGGCCCAGGCCGGGCCCACUGCCAGCCCUGCCUACUCGUCCUACCAGCCCACUCCCACACCAGGCUACCAGAACGUGGCGUCCCAGCCCCCACAGAGCCUCCCGGCCAUGUCCCAGCCUCCACAGUCAGGCACCAUGGGCUUCGUGGGGAGCCAGGCAGUCUCCAUGGGCUACCAGCCUUACAACAUGCAGAACCUCCUGACUGCCCUCCCCAGCCAGGACGCAGCCCUGCCGCCCCAGCAGCCCUACCUCGCGGGACAGCAGCCCAUGUACCAGCAGAUGGCGCCCUCCGGCGGCCCUGCCCAGCCACAGCCCGUGGUGGCGCAGCCGUCACCCGCACAGGGACCCCCAGCGCCGGGCAGCGAAGCCCAGCUCAUCUCCUUCGACUGAGGCAGGCAGGAGCUGGCAGCCCACAGUGACACUACGACCCCUGGCUCGCCGCCCCGUCCCCUGUGCCCUCGCCUCCGCCUCCUGCCCGGCCUUCUCUGUGGCCCGCCUUCUUUCCCCAGGGCUGGCCUCGGGGAGGGAGGGGGUAGGACAUCCUCCGGGCGAAGGUGGCUGGAGGGGCAGCCCCGCGCAGGCGUGGCCUGCACAGUGGAGGGCGCGCCUGCAUCUCCAGCUUCUCCGCUUCCGAUCUCUCCUCUCCAGUGACCCAGAAGGAACUGCUACAAUAAAAUAAUUUCAAAGUGUCA